Egretta garzetta (little egret) is the source of this 865-nucleotide messenger RNA. It is a transcript of the gene RAB5IF, whose product is annotated as RAB5 interacting factor. Gene Ontology annotation, biological process: mitochondrial respirasome assembly. Bases 1 to 336 code for a protein of 111 amino acids. The transcript is spliced from 4 exons. The record is from RefSeq and is a predicted model, not a curated record. NCBI's taxonomy places the organism in Eukaryota, Metazoa, Chordata, Aves, Pelecaniformes, Ardeidae.
AUGGGCGGAGCGGGACAUCUGCUCCCCGCUUUGCUGGCUGUGCUUCUCAGCCUGGAGAAGGACGAGUUUUUAGACGUGAUCUACUGGUUCCGGCAGAUCAUUGCAGUUAUUUUGGGAAUCAUCUGGGGAGUAGUUCCACUGAAGGGAUUCGUGGGAAUAGCAGUAUUCUGCCUGAUCAACGCUGGUGUUCUGUACCUCUACUUCAGUAGCUUCCAGCAGAUCGAUGAGGAGGAGUAUGGCGGGACGUGGGAGCUAACAAAGGAAGGCUUCAUGACAUCUUUUGCACUGUUCCUGGUUGUUUGGAUAAUCUUCUACACUGCCAUCCACUAUGAUUGACACAGUCUGCAGCUUUUGCCUGUUAAUCAGUAAAUCGAGAAGGUUUUAAUAAAUCAUAGGCUUUAGUGGACUGGUGGGAAGGUGGGGGAAGUCAAAUCAACUCCCUUCGCUACCAGUGGUCUGAUUAGCCUGGAAGAGUCCUAACUCUUCUGCUGGAGAAGUCCAUCUCCGUUUUAUAUAUACCCAUUAAUUGUUGGAACUAUUAAAAAAGCCAUUGGAAUUUUUGGAAGUGGUUCAAGACUGUUCAGAUUGGGAACUUUCUGUGACUCUAUCGAAAUCCCGUGUGCUGAAGGUUGAAUCUGUUAAUGUAUGUAUGCCCUUCUGUCUGAAAUCCGUCAUUAAAUCCUGACUCGUCUUCCAUUGCUGUCCUUUAGACAAACAGUUUUUAAAAAGCAGUUGUAAGGGUACACGGCAAGAAGGCUCCACAGCAUCCGUGCGAGCCGAGCGGCUGUCCGUAGCAUGGUUUUGUAGUAAUCAGAUCUGAUUUGAUUAAACAGACUGUAUUGUUACCAUUUCUAAUAUUUUUUGG